Ambispora leptoticha is the source of this 614-nucleotide messenger RNA. NCBI's taxonomy places the organism in Eukaryota, Fungi, Glomeromycota, Glomeromycetes, Archaeosporales, Ambisporaceae. The record is from the annotation of a GenBank genome assembly.
ACGAAUGGACAAUUAAAAAAGUUGUAAAGAAUUUGCGACGUAUUGUACUUAUGGAUCUUUUGUCAGGCAGUGAUGCUCCUGAUAUAAGGUUUACACUUAAAACCCAGACACGAAUUCCAAUUGAUCCCAAUUUGAAAUGUCUUAUCAAAGACGUGCAAGAUCCAAAUCGUAACGAGUCUUUUAUGGCUUUGCGACCUUCUGAUUUCGCAGGCACGUGGCUUCAUGUAACACGUGUCGAACAGGCGAUCAGCAAAACGAAGUUUUUAGUCACAUACGGAAAUAAUGUUACUCUUAAACAUGUAGAUUGGAUUCGAAUGUUUAACCGAUUAUCUAAUCUACCAAACAAAGAUCAAUAUCAGCAACAAUCAUAUCAAAAUGAAUAUGAUCUUAUAAGUUUUGAAGAUAUACCAAAGCAAACAAUCUCGGUUUCGAGGACGCAAAAACAGAACAUCGAAGACGACGUUUUUGGGAUCGAGUUCUUAUCAAACCACAUAAAAGAAGAUUACAAGAAAGAAGAAAAUAUUUCAUCCGAGUUCAAAGGGAUAUUACAGUGCACAAUCCCCGCGUCAUUAGACUUUGCUCGCCAAUUCAUCCAGCGUAUUGGUGACGAUUAA